Molecule: messenger RNA, 1296 nt
Organism: Plasmodium cynomolgi strain B
Lineage: Eukaryota; Apicomplexa; Aconoidasida; Haemosporida; Plasmodiidae
Exons: 3
Coding region: 1-1296 (431 amino acids)
Source: RefSeq, a predicted model, not a curated record
AUGAGAAAAAAAAAGACGUUGCGCCGAAAUGCCAGGCAGAUCGCAGACCGCCUCAAAAAAAUAGAACAGGAGUGUCGACAGUUAAGCAAACACAUUAGGAGAGUAGGAGAGGAGAGGAAGUCAUUUGUAAUAACCACCGCUUUACUAAAGAAGUACCACUCUUACGUGGACAGUAAUUUGAUGAAUGGCAUCUCCAUUUUUUCCUCUACCAGUGUCUUUGUAAAGAGUUGUGGGAUUAUUUUUUCAUCGAAAACGAUUUUGGAGGAUCCCAACAGUGCGACUGAGGAUGGAUGCUGCAGUGGAUAUGCAGAGAGGCGUCAUUCGGACUGCCCCAUGGGGGGGUCUCAUAUGAUCGUAGAGAGGGCCUUUCACGGGAGAAGCAAACUUCUGUGGAGGGAGGCAGCCUGGGGGUCCCUCCCAGAGGUCGAGCGCACAAAAGGAGGAAACAAAGAGGGCACUCCGCAAAACGGCGGGCAUGAUGAACGGAGCGUGCCUAACCAGUUGAGUCACUUCACUGUUGCGCUUAGAAAUGUAGAUAAAAAAAAAUGUGAAAAAUCUGCUGCGUCCUCCUUGCACCCAGCGGAGGGUCAGCCCAUGCCCCGUGUCCGUCCGCACAACGAAAAAGUUGGCGAUGAGGAUGGCGAAAAUGAUGGCUAUGGCGAUGACGAUGACGAUGGCGAUGACGAUGGCUAUGGCGAUGACGAUGGCUAUGGCGACUACGAUGAGAAGGAAAGCCAACACGACAGAAGCUCUGCCGACUCGUACAUCGAUCUGAUCAGGAAGGGGAAAGUCUUCUCCUUUUUUAUGAACAAAACUGAAAGCAAAUAUAACCCCUUUUACCAUUUUAUGCACAACGUGAAGCGAAUUUUCUUCCUGAGUGAAAAGGAGGGAGGUAAAAAUAAAAGGUGCUCAAGCGAUAAAGAAAAAAACGAACGAAUGAGCUCCUUGAAAUUUCGAUGCUUAGUGAAGUCCAAAAGAAUUGUAAUAGCAGUGGAGGGGGGGUGCAGGCGAAGGGGGGGGAUGGCCACGGCGGGAAAGGACAUCCCUCGCUUGGACAUCGCUCACCUGGAUGGCGCUCACCUGGAUGGCGCUCACCUGGAUAUCACUCACCUGGAUAUCCCUCACCUCGAUGCCGCACACCUGGGUACCCACUCGGUCGAAUAUUUUUGCGACUCCGUGAUGGCCCCCCACGAGACUGGCAAGAACAACGGCGAGCACUUCUGCAACUGCUAUGUGGGGAUGGACGAGGGGGGCGACGGCCUCUUCGGGGAUGCCAACAUACUCGCCUACUUGUAA